UUUGACCCCUCUUGUGCCAUUCCAGCAUUUGAUUCCGUUUGUUCAGUGAGAUCAGAUCAGAUCAGAUCUUCGCUUCUCUUCGAAAUCGAAAAAGGAUCUACUAAGAGAUGGAUUGGCAAGGGCAGAAAGUGGUGGAGCAGCUGAUGCAGAUCUUACUGGUGAUCUCCGGCGUCGUCGCGGUGGUCGCUGGGUACGCAACGGAGUCGUUCAGGACGACGAUGCUGAUCUACGCAGGUGGCGUUGUUCUGGCGACGAUGAUCACCGUACCUAAUUGGCCGUUCUACAAUCGCCAUCCACUCAAAUGGUUAGAUCCGAGCGAAGUCGAGAAGCAUCCCAAACCACAAGCCGUCCUCGCCGUUGGUUCCAAGAAGAAAUUCUCCAAGAAAUAGGUCUCAUCAAUCUCUCUCUCGGUUGCGGAUAAUGAAUUGAAUUUGUGUUUUGUUUUUUUUAAUGGAUAAACUCUUUUUAACAUUUAAGUUGUUCGUCAAAGGAAUUUGCUUUUAUGA
Raphanus sativus (radish) is the source of this 506-nucleotide messenger RNA. Its product is annotated as signal peptidase complex subunit 1. The transcript has a single exon. Lineage: Eukaryota; Viridiplantae; Streptophyta; Magnoliopsida; Brassicales; Brassicaceae. Gene Ontology annotation, biological process: protein targeting to ER. The coding region runs from base 108 to 389 and encodes 93 amino acids. Gene Ontology annotation, cellular component: signal peptidase complex; endoplasmic reticulum membrane. The record is from RefSeq and is a predicted model, not a curated record.